This is a messenger RNA of Gamsiella multidivaricata, 1118 nucleotides long. RefSeq names its product ceramidase. Gene Ontology annotation, biological process: ceramide catabolic process; ceramide biosynthetic process. Bases 167 to 1027 code for a protein of 286 amino acids. NCBI's taxonomy places the organism in Eukaryota, Fungi, Mortierellomycota, Mortierellomycetes, Mortierellales, Mortierellaceae. Gene Ontology annotation, cellular component: endoplasmic reticulum membrane. The record is from RefSeq and is a predicted model, not a curated record. The transcript is spliced from 4 exons.
GUCACAUAUAUAAAGCGACCUCAGACCCCGCUCGUCUUGUCUUGGUCCCAUCCCCGCCUCAAGAUCGCUCUGCCCUUCUCAAUUCACUUACUUCGUUAGCACUCUGCUCCACUCUUCAUUUACUCCACUUCGUCUCCCGGUCGAGCAUCGACACAGCGACCUUGACAUGGCACCCGUAGUAGCCGCCGGGGUUUCAUCCGCGUUUGACAAGGUCGGAUAUUGGUCUCCGAACACGGCCUCAGUCGACUGGUGUGAAAACAACUACGUUGUUUCUUACUACAUUGCAGAAUUUUGGAAUACCACGUCCAAUAUCGCCUGCUUCAUUGCAGCCGUCCUCGGUUGGUAUCACUUCCCCGGUAAUGAACUUCGAUUCAAAUUGAUGUUCACGACAUUUGCAUUCGUCGGCCUUGGAUCCGUACUUUUCCACGGUACCCUGCGACACAAGAUGCAGCUUCUUGAUGAACUGCCUAUGCUCUAUUCUGCCACGAUGAUCAUGUUCAUCUUGGUCGAGGCUAAGCACGGUCCACAGGGUCGAUGGUUCCCUCUACUUCUCACAGCAUGGAUCGCAACGACGACAUACAUCUUCUCCACCACGGGCGGUCAACUCCAGUUCUACACCUUCCAGUCGACCUACACCAUCCUCCAAUUCGCCAUGAUCUACUUCCUGCGAAUCUUUCAUGUCCAACAACGUGCCCUGCGAGGCCCCAACCCGGACAUCUCCACCUUGAUCCGUCGAGCCUUUGGCACAGGCCUGUUUGCGGUCACUAUCUGGCUCAUUGAUCUACGGCUCUGCGAAUUCGUCAACGGCGUGGGCGCCAGAUCGGUUCUGAAAUGGAACCCACAGCUGCAUGCGUGGUGGCAUGUCUUUUCCGCCUGCGCACUCUACCAUGCCACGAUGCUCGUAGUUUAUUAUCAUUAUGAUGUCCAGGCGGGAGUUCGGCCCUAUGUCGACUGGUGGAUGGGUUAUGUUCCAGUGAUCCGCCUCUUUCAUUGUCAGCCAAGGACGAAAGGAAAACUUGAGCAUUAACGCACGUAACAGUGAACGAAAGGGUGCCUCUUCCUUCAUUGGAUGAAAGAAAGAAGACUGCAUAUAGCAUGACAAGGAUUGAUGUGUGCAU